Pangasianodon hypophthalmus (striped catfish) is the source of this 6285-nucleotide messenger RNA. RefSeq names its product interferon regulatory factor 2 binding protein-like (gene irf2bpl). Gene Ontology annotation, cellular component: nucleus. Bases 1202 to 3199 code for a protein of 665 amino acids. Gene Ontology annotation, molecular function: transcription corepressor activity. The record is from RefSeq and is a predicted model, not a curated record. Gene Ontology annotation, biological process: regulation of transcription by RNA polymerase II. NCBI's taxonomy places the organism in Eukaryota, Metazoa, Chordata, Actinopteri, Siluriformes, Pangasiidae. The transcript has a single exon.
GCAGAGAAUCUCUCAGGGAGGGAGAAGGAAAACAAAAUAUCCUGCACCGUAUGCACCGCUGCAGGUUACUGGAGUGAAAGUUUUUGCCUGGGUAUUACAGGAUCUUUUUUUUUUUUUUUUAACCACAAUAUCAGUUUCUUUACACAAAUAAUCCUAUUUUCAUGGUUUUCUUUCUUUCUUUUGGGGAAACAUUGAAUUGUUUAUUUCUUGGCCCUACAUGGCAAAAUGUACAACCAGCAAUUAAGGUUUUGCAAAAUUUUAUUUUCAUGACACAUUUUAGUGAUGUCCUGUGCAAGAUUCCCUGAAUGGUAGCUGUUGGGUUUGAUGCAGCUUGACUGCCUAAGCUCUGGUAUAGCUUUAUUUGCAUUUGCAGUGACUAUCUGAUUACAGUCCAGUAGAAUCUCUGGUACCAUGUAGGCAGCUGUACAUAUAAGAAAAAAGGAAAUACUUUACAAAGCACUGCACUAUAAAAAACAUAGGUAGAUAGAUAGAUAGAUCGAUGCAUACAUACAUACAUACAUGUAUUGAUUGAUUCCAAAAAUAUAAAAAUCCAUAUAUACUGGCUAAAAGUUAUACAGAGAACAAUACCUAGCUGUCAGAGAACGGAAUGUGGGGGUAUGUAGAAGGAUUCUGAGUCGAAAUUACAUCCACUGUACUGAGAAAAAGAGCGAUGGUAUUUGCUGAUGUAAGCACUUUUUUUUAUAUCUCCUUCGUAAAUCUUAAACUGAGUAUUACUGAAUUAAAAGGCAGACAGCUCGUGCUGAUAUCUGUAUGCUGGGGGGGUGGGGGGAAUGAUACUCCACAAACUGGUCUUAUUUUCUAAGCGAAAAAUUGGUCAAUGUGUCGUGUGUUGCUGGGUCCAUUCAGAAGAUGUGUAGGGAGUGGUUGGAGCAUGCGCGCUCGGACAGCAACAAGUGGCAUGUGUCGAUUCGGAACUGAGAAGAACUGCGGAACGUGGUGCUGACGUCACCGGCCCAGCCAGGUGGCAUUCCGAGUGGAGCGCGCGGACGUGGAGGCACAAUCAAAAUUCCAACUCCGCACGCGAGGCAGAAUGUGAAGCGCGCCUGGAGUCACGGUCCCGAAGUCGCGUCCUUCUGCAGAGCAAAGCUCCUAUUCAGAGACUGCCUGAGAAAAUAUUUCCUUAUUUCGUUAUUAAGACCGAAAACGACCGUAUCGCGGAUCCGAGAGGGAGGCAUUCAACAUGUCUUCUGCACAAGUCUCCUCGUCGAGGAGGCAGUCGUGUUAUCUCUGCGACUUGCCCCGCAUGCCGUGGGCUAUGAUUUGGGAUUUUACCGAGCCGGUGUGCAGAGGCUGCGUGAAUUACGAAGGCGCGGAUCGGAUCGAGUUUGUCAUCGAGACCGCGCGGCACCUUAAGCGGGCUCAUGGCUUCCAAGAGGGGAGAUCCCCGGGACCAGCGCCGCCGCCCACGGUGAAGGCACAGGCAGCCAUGGCGGCCAAGGAGACGGUGCAGCUGAACCAUGUGGACGCCUCGUCUAAGCAGCAGCAGCAAGGGCUCGAGCGCUACUCUCUGAGCACGGAGAGAUCGCGCUUCGAUUACUCCGCCAUCGGCGCUCACGCCGGACGCCUCCCGAACGGACUCGGAGGACCGAACGGAUUUCCGAAAUCAGACGACGGGCCUCCCGAGCUUAACCGCCAGAGCCCUAACUCUCGCCGAAGCCACGGCCUGGUCACGGUGCCUGGGCAAAUGAACGUGCCACCGAAUCUACUCCCGCAGACCAUGCUGAACGGCCCUCCAUCAGCAGCGGGCAUUGCGCAGCACAGCAUGGCCGGCAGAGCUCCUCCAACAGCCAGCAUGAGCACAGCUUUGUCCAUGGCGUCGCAGGCGAUGUCGGAACAAGGUAAAAGACCUGGUUCCGUGUCCAGUACGGACCAAGACCGCGAUCUGAAAGAGAAGCAGCGCAACGCGGAGGCUUUGGCCGAGCUUAGCGAGAGUUUGCGGAACAGAGCUGAGGACUGGGCGAGCAAGCCUAAGAUCGUAAGGGAGACUUUAAUUACACUUUCGAACUGCACGCCCUUUGAUGUAAGGUUCAAGAAAGACCAUUCACUUUCGGGCAGAGUGUUUGCUUUCGACGCUGUGUCUAAGCCCGGUAUGGACUACGAGCUGAAAAUAUUUGUUGAAUACCCAAGCGGAUCUGGUAACGUGUUUUCCAGCGCGUCCGGGGUGGCCAAACAAAUGUAUCAAGACUGUAUGAAAGACUAUGGCAGGGGGCUCUCUUCUGGGUUUAAGUAUCUGGAAUAUGAGAAGAAGCACGGUUCCGGCGACUGGCGACUCCUGGGCGACUUGCUGCCGGAGACUGUGCGGUUCUUUAAGGAAGGACUUGGCGCCGAGAUGCUGCCGCAGCCCUACAUCGACGCCAGCUGCCCGCUGCUGCCUUCGGCGCUCGUGAACAUGCCGCGCGCCAUGCCGUCCGCCAGUGCGCUCAGACCGGGCAUGCGCAAGCGCAAAGCGUCGCCUGAACCCGACUCGGCCGAGGGAGCGCUCAAGCUCAGCGAUGAGCAGCAGAGGCAGCAGUGGAUAGCCAGUCAAAGCGAGGCGCUGAAGCUCACCAUGGCGUCAGGCUCGUUCGUGGCCUCGCACGGUGGCCCUCCGCCCCUCGGGCCCGUGCACUCGAGCCGUGCCACGCCGCCCGAAUCGGCUCCGCAGAACGGACAGUCGCCCAUGGCCGCGCUCAUGUCGGUGGCAGACACGCUGGGGAACGCGCAUUCUCCAAAAGACAGCAACUCCGUGCACUCCACCACGUCCACCAGACACAACAGCAGCAGUCCGGUAUCGCCCGCUUCCGUGUCGGGACAGAGGCGCUUGGCUUCCCGUAAUGGAGAGUUAAACAUGGCCGGGACACCCUCUCAGUCCGCUUCCCAUCAAAACAUGGAGCAAGCGCACCCACAAAACAUUCCUGAUUCGCCCAUGGCCAACAACGGACCGCUGUGUUGCACCAUUUGUCAUGAACGCUUAGAAGACACACACUUCGUGCAGUGUCCCUCCGUUCCCAACCAUAAGUUUUGCUUCCCGUGUUCACGCGAGAGCAUCAAAGCACAGGGGGCAACCGGCGAGGUGUAUUGCCCCAGCGGAGAGAAAUGCCCCCUGGUAGGUUCGAAUGUGCCUUGGGCUUUCAUGCAAGGCGAGAUCGCGACCAUUUUGGCUGGGGACGUUAAAGUGAAAAAGGAAAGGGACCCCUAAAAAUGAUUAUGCUUCCCGAAUCAGAAACGUAAAUCGAGUCGAGUAUAUUAUAUACAUGUUGUGAAUAACUGACAAAGUAGUCCUAUGUACAGAGACCCCCUCUUUCCGUCAUAUAUUUCAGUGUUUUGAAACAAAGGUACAGUGGGCAGUGUGAUGUCAUGGCUAAUUUGAAGGAGGAAGAGGAGGAGGACAUGUUUGGUCGCGAUGUAUUUUGGUGGCAGUGUUAACGGUACGGUGGGGAAGCACUUUGCGCUCACGUUUUUAUUUGGGCUCAUGCACUUCUUUUAAGGUGAGAUCCCCUCCCCCCACACCCCCUAUAGAAACCCGGAUUGUUACCGGAGCUGUUUUGUCCUAGUUACCACCGUAAACAGGAAGGCGCGAGGCAUGACUCGGUUUAUAGACCGUUAGUGGGCAUUUUUUUUUUUUUUUUUUUUUUUUUUGUCUUUUGGUCUCUUUAUAUUUUUGACGUUCUUUACAGAAAAAAAAGAAAAGAAAAAAAACAACAACAACCAAUGUCUCACUUUCAUCUCGUGUUCUGAAAGUACAAAUAUAGUUUCCUACGUGUUUUUCAUUCUCCUCCCUUUUGCUUUAAAGGUGCACGGAUGCUUAAGAGUAGAGCAAAAAUACUGUACAUGAACUUAAAUGCUCUGUUUGUUUAUACAUUUCUGUAGUAACAGAAGACUUGUAACGUGCCUUGGAGCUGAGUAAAUUGUAAUAAAUUCAUUGAUAUUAAUAUAUUUGUCAAGUGUCGGUUUGUUCGGUUUGACUUUUUGUUUCCACAUGCAAGGUUUAUAUGGGUUUAUUUACAUCCAACAAAUAUAUCUCUUAAAACUGAGAACUGUAGUGGCAAGUAAGUGUGGCUCUGCUCUUUGGUAAAGCUACAAGUUCUGCAGAAAAUACCAUUCAGUCAUUACUGUUUUGUGUGUCAUGUGGCUAAUAUUUUUACUGAGCUUUUUAUAGCCUUUUAUUGCACAGGAAAAAGCGCUAUUAUUCAAUUUUAAUUAUUUUUUGUUAUGUUGAGCUUUUUAUAAACUUGCAUUGCAUGUGAUUGCUCUAGAAGGACAGAUGUUUUAUUGACUUUUUGACCUCAGAAGCAUAAAAUCCCACAAUGUUUCUUUCUAAUAUGAUGGGCAAUUACUAACUCAAUUGCAAUGAGCAGAAUGUAAUUUGCACAUUUUACAUUUUCAGUCACCUUGACCUAAAAAUGUACCUUUAAUGCAAUCAGCAGAACUAUGACAAAACUAGAUCUGUGCUGUUUCUAUUUAUUUAUUUAUUUAUUUAAUCAUAUUACAGCAGUGCUAACAGUGUGAGUGUACAAAAGCGACUCGUUUUCCCAUCCUGCAAUCAUGCAUUUAGGAAGGCUGGCAUUCUCAGUGAGCGCUAUCGAAUCUAUUUUCGCUGCAGUGGCGUUCUUGUUAGUGUGCGUGUUUUUCCUGUCAUGCUUGCAGCAACAAGUUUGAGUAUUAUAAGAUGAACGUCAAUCCGAUCCGUAGUGUUUAAUGCAUAAAUUCCCUCCAUGUAACAUUUGUAGGCUGAUCUGUGUUCUAGCCUAUGCUGAAAAUUACUUGUUCUUGUAUGUGUGAAUGUUUGUGAAAGACAGUGAAGGAAAGUGCUUGCACAUGCCUGAGAUGCCCCCAGGGAAACAUUCCUCAUUUAGAAUUCAGCUGGCGGUCACGUGAGCCGUCAGUUGUAAUCUUGCAUUGGCUGCCGAUAGGAGGGAAACCAGUUGGUGCGUGGCUGUUGCCAUUACUCAAGCUAAUGCUCUUUUUUUUCCCUUCCAGUGCCUCAGACAAAUGGUUGGAAGCACAAUUCCUUCAUGGCAAUUAGGCAUGAGCGGGCCUCCAGACACAAUCACAAAGGGCUUUAAGGAAAUAGUGUGUAUGCCAGGAUAUCUCACCUACAGACUGCUUGAACCAUACUAAAGCUACUCUAUCUUUUAUAUGAAAUCUAUAGUCCUUGUUUUUACCAAAGCCUGCUAUGCUGUACUGGUUACUUAGAAAUCAGGAAGCUAGCUGAAGCACUUAUAAAAUCAUAAAUUAUAAAAUUGUAUGGUAGAUUAAUACACUAGAAAAAGAAAAAAAAACUCUAUUGAUUAGUGGUAAAUGUUGCUCAUUGUUUAGGUUGACAAUUUUCUUCAGUCAGAGUGCUGAAUAAACUGUAAUCUAUCCAUCUGUGACCUAAGCAGAGCUUUGUUUUAUGAAUUGAGCAUAAAUUAAUGGUGACUCAUAAAGUUAGGUAACUGGAUAAUAAAAAUAGAAAUGGUCUGAAAUGAAUUGUUAUUUUUUUUGAAUAGCAUGCAGAUUUGAUGAACUGACUGUCUUAUGUACAUAGUGUAGAUGAUUGCACAUGUCCCGAUUACAUGCGUUAAUCUAUAUUUUAGUAUUUUUCAGGUGACCCAUUUGAAAAUAGUUUUGAGCAUCAUAAUUUGGAAAAAUACUGAGUAGCGAAAACAGUUUUUUUUUUGUUUUUUUUUUCCCUUUCCAGUUUGCACUCUCAGUGUAAUGCUCCAAUCUCAGUGUAAUGAUCCCUUUAGCGCUGUGCUUAUUGAAAGUACAGUCAGAGAUGUCAUCUGGAGUGGUGCAUUGCAGAGACGGGGCACCACCUGCUCUAUUAGUUGGAGCUAAGGUGUGGUGACUCGGUCAGAAUAGACUGCCUUCUAUUGUCUGUAUGCUGAUUAGGAUGUCAGUGACUGUAGCAACAAUAUUUUGCGCAUGCAGUAUGCAUAGUAAAGAGAAACACAAACAUCACCAAGACACUUAGCUUGCAUAGUGUUUGCAGUCUGCAUGACUUCAUGGAACUCAGUGCUUGUGCACCAUUUGCAUUCUAAUAUAGGUUCAUUUGGGAUUUCCAGGCAAUAGCAUGUAAGUAGCAGCAUUUCUGCAUCACUUUUCGUGACAUUAAGGAUUUUUCACUCUCUAGCAGGCAUCACUUGUAAUUUUACCCGGAGUGACCUGUCACUGAGCACGCCGUCAGUUUUUGUUAGUACUUGUUACUGCCAUUGGGAAUGACCAUCACCAGGAAUGACCAGGACUUGGAGGAUCUCUUGGAAGACAGCACAGAGAGACAAUAAACAUUUCUGUUCUCUU